Molecule: messenger RNA, 1794 nt
Organism: Trichoderma atroviride IMI 206040
Lineage: Eukaryota; Fungi; Ascomycota; Sordariomycetes; Hypocreales; Hypocreaceae
Biological process (GO): glutamyl-tRNA aminoacylation
Cellular component (GO): mitochondrion
Molecular function (GO): zinc ion binding; glutamate-tRNA ligase activity; ATP binding
Source: RefSeq, a predicted model, not a curated record
AUGAUCCUGGGCCAAAACGCAAACCUCCCCAUCCGAGCUCGAUUUGCGCCCUCUCCAACGGGAUACUUACACCUGGGAUCGCUGAGAACGGCGCUGUUCAACAAAUUGGCCGUGAGUGCCUCGAAUGGCGGCUCUUUUAUUCUUCGCAUUGAGGACACAGACCAGAACCGUCUGGUCACGGACGCCGAAGAGCGGUUAAUGAAAGAUCUCAAGUGGGCAGGUCUUUCAUGGGAUGAAGGGCCAGACUGCGGUGGGCCAUAUGGCCCCUACAGGCAAUCUGAGAGGCUGCCGGUUUACCAUGAACACGUACACAAAUUGCUGGACCAUGACCACGCCUAUCGAUGCUUCUGCACUCCCGAGCAGCUGGAAUCUCAAAAGCGCGAGCUGCACGAGGCUGGCAAGCCCACCAUUUACCCCGGAACAUGCCGUUCUAUAGAUGCCGCCGAAUCUGAUCGCAGAGCAAAGGCCGGAGAAUCCCACGUCGUUCGCUUCAAGAGCGACAAGUUUGGCCGACCCAAGCUUCGGGAUGCCAUCUACGGGCCAUUCCAGAAGAAGGACAUGGAGGAGGAUUUUAUCCUGAUGAAGACGGAUGGAUUCCCUACUUACCACCUCGCCAAUAUUGUCGAUGACCACUUGAUGAAGAUUACGCAUGUUAUUCGCGGCGAGGAAUGGCUCAUCUCGACACCAAAGCACGUUGCGUUAUAUGAGGCUUUUGGCUGGCAGCCUCCGACAUUCGCCCAUCUCGGCUUACUCGUCGACAUUGACGGCAGCAAGCUCAGCAAACGAAACGACAGUGUCAACAUAUCCAAGUAUCAAAAUGAGGGCACCUUCCCAAUGGCGCUGCUUGCCUGGCUUGCAAAUCUUGGAUCUUCGUUCAAGCGCGACGUUCAGCCACCUCGUACCGUUGAAGAUGUAGCCAAUUCUCUGACGUUCAAAUUUACCCGCGGUGGCAUCAAAUUGAACCUGGCAAAGCUAGAACAUUUUAAUAGCAGAUACCGAGAUGCAAUGCUCUGGAAGCCCAUCCCAGCAUUGGCCGACCAAGAGGCGAAGCUCAUUGACGAGCACUUGACACAGCCUGUUCUCAAAGAAAUCGAAAAGAUUACAAACGGCGAUAUCGAAAACGCAGAACUCACGGCAAGAGAGUGGCGGUUACCCCUUGAACUCGUUCCAACACUGUUCAACGCCGAAAAGAAAGCUCCCUACGUGUACAAUGCCCUUGUCUCGAAACAAGGAGGCUUUCAAUCUCCCAGCCAUCUUGUAUCUCAACAUCCAUAUCUCUUUUGGCGGGUGCCUUUGAGCGUCUACAAGGCUUCCCUAACAAAAGCGCGACCAGAGCAAAUAGUCAUUGAUGCUCUCAGAGAUGCAAUCUCUCAAGAAGACCUUUGGCACGGCGAUUGCACUCAAGUGAUGCAAACUAUACAGUCAAAGGUGCAGCCUCAAGGGGUCGAUCAGCUAACUGUUCAUAAUGUGUUACGGGUAGUUGCUGCCGGCGGGCAAGACGUUGUCUCUCAGAGCAGUUCUAGGAUGUUCAUGUUACUAGGAAGAAAGGAAUGGGCGCAUAGGCUUGAGGUUGUCAUCCGGCUUUUAAACGACCUCAAAGAAAACUAAUCGCACUUGUUUUGGGAAUCAUGUUUUCUAAUUGUUCAUCGCUUCCGUGAAUGAAGACGGAUUGAGUGAUGAAGUGUAUCGAUCGAGGGAGAUAUGAUUCGGUCAAGUCUACGAUGUCUCUUCUGUAUCUAUAUAAUGACUGCUUUUCUCAUCGAAAAAAAUAAUGGGCAGCACUCUCAACCAUUA